AUGGUACAGAAGGCUUUGCAUCCAAUCUAUGUGAGACGAGACCCCAGCAUCCCCACCUAUGGACUCCGACAGUCUAUCUUACUGAACUCCAGGCUUCAGGACUGCUACGUGGAUUCGCCAACUCUCACCAACAUCUGGACAGCAAGGACAUGUGCAAAGCAGAACAGCAAUGCCCCAGCACCAGGUACCACCUCCUCUUGGGAAGUUGUAAAGAACCCGUUCAUUGCCAGUUCGCUCUCCCUGGUCAAGCUGGUGCUCAGGCGACAACUGAAGGAUAAAUGCUGCCCAGUACCAUGCAAGUUUGGAGAAGCAAAACCCUCAAAGGGAUUAAAGCCCAAGGAUGAUUCAGCAAUGAAAGCCACCCGGCGGGGCAGGAUAAGAAACUCCAUCAGGUCCAAGAGCAAGCAGCCCGUGGGGCAGCAGCUGGGCUCACCUAGGCGCAGGAGGCCUGCAGGAGGCAUCAGCGAGAGUAAAGAAAGUUCAAAGGAGAAAAAAGUAACAGUCAGCCAAGAUCUUGAGAACAGAUAUGCUGAACAUGUGGCUGCCACCCAAGCGCUACGCAGGGACAUUGGGACAGCAGCCUGGAAGGGCCAGGCGUUGCUUCCUGAAGCCAGAAAGAGACAGCAGUUGUCAGACAUGCUAACCAUCCACGGCCUCCCCACAGAGGGUUACCGGGCUCUGUACCACGCUGUGGUCGAGCCAAUGCUGUGGAAUCCUUCAGGGACCCCCAAGAGGUACAGCUUGGAGCUGGGCAAGGCCAUCAAACAAAAGCUCUGGGAGGCUCUGUGCAGCCAGGCUGCCACCCCCUAAGGUGCUCAGAAGGACCCGCUGCUGGGCAGGACGUGGCUGGAGGUCGACAAGGAGCCUGUGCCCAAGAAAUGGCCCAAGUUAAAGAGAGAGAAAUAGAAACAGGAACUCACCGGAUGAGGCUAUUCUCUGCUAGAUGUCUAAAAAAUAAACACCACAUUGCACCUUUCAUGCUAUUUUGAGUGCUCUACCAAUCAGUAACCACCCUCCCUGGGAAACAUGACAAAUGGGUACGAGAUUCAUUUCAGAUGAAGGACCCCCUCCACUCUCAUGAGCAGACCAUUUUGAGGGCUAGAUGCUUGGGGCUUUUUUCCUACAAGCCCCUUUCCCUUGGGGUUUGAGGGUCUCUCAGCCUCCCAGGUAGGAAAAAUCCUGGCAGAUGAAGCCAAUGGUUUACAUCAGCCUAUGUUCCCAGUUUUUAAAAAGUGGACUGCUAGGACUAUCACUUCCCUCCCUCCAUCCCUCCACACAGGGGUGAGUAGAAAAACUACCGUCACCUGAAGGACAUAAUCCCACACACACUCUAUUGGAUGCUCUCCCGUGACGCCACCUAAAUCCCCAAUAACCUGAACUCUACGUUAACAGGAGAGGAAAUUAUAUGGGUGCUCCCAUGAGUGGGCUGAAGUUAAGGCACCGCUUCACGCAAACCUCUCCUU
Molecule: messenger RNA, 1463 nt
Organism: Miniopterus natalensis
Lineage: Eukaryota; Metazoa; Chordata; Mammalia; Chiroptera; Miniopteridae
Source: RefSeq, a predicted model, not a curated record